Messenger RNA from Lottia gigantea (owl limpet), 2018 nucleotides. RefSeq lists its product as hypothetical. Gene Ontology annotation, biological process: protein ubiquitination. The coding region runs from base 65 to 1738 and encodes 557 amino acids. The record is from RefSeq and is a predicted model, not a curated record. The transcript has 2 exons. NCBI's taxonomy places the organism in Eukaryota, Metazoa, Mollusca, Gastropoda, Lottiidae. Gene Ontology annotation, cellular component: Cul4-RING E3 ubiquitin ligase complex.
GGCGACGAAAGAAAGAAAUAUUGUAAGACGAUUACUUGUUCGAGAGAAAACGGGAUGUUGGAAAAUGCACAAGAAGCAACCGAACCCUGUAUUAUUUGAAAAAAUACCGGGUCGUAUGUGUUAUCAAUUAAAAAGGCUUGUUUCCCACACAGUUUUGGAGAAUGGGCAUGUUUUUCUUGGGUUUUCAAAGUGUGGAAAAUUCGUCGUUUCCUACUCCCUUCAAGUUGGUGGUGAGCAGACGAAUGAUCAUGUGCUGCCAAUUUAUGACUAUAGACUUCAGUGGUGGCUUUUUGUUCCAAAUAAGCCAUUGCAACUGGUGUCGGAGGUUAAACUAUUUGGUGGUGAUGACAUAUUUAAAGAAUUGUUUUUAGCAUUUUGUGAAUGGCCAGAAGAUGAUCAGAAAGUAUUUGUAUAUGGUCAGAGUAUACCAUCACCGGGAGAAGACUCUUGUUUCUGUUAUGUUACCAUUACUUCUAUACCUUGCUUAGGCAGAUGCUCUGAUUGUCAGAAUGAGCAAAGUAAGCCUGCAGCAAAUGACAGUGGACAAUCAAAAGUUGAAAGAAAGUGCCUAUUACAUGAUUUUUGUGUUUACAGUAAAUAUGAUAUGAACCCACCCUAUCCCGCCUUCUCACCAAAUGUGCAACUUAAACUAAAUGGAACUGUCAUAUUAAAUACAGGCAUUUCUCUAAAAGCAAAAGAAUACAGAAUGUGUGAUAACUGUAACCAAAUUUCAUGUGACUGUGUAUGCCCUAAAGUAGUUAGACAACCAUUACAAGACAAAAAUGGUGGAGGAAUGAGUGUAAGGACUUCAGAGCAAUCAAACAACUUCUCUGUUUCUUCUCCGAGAGCUAGUGCAUCAGGAAAGUAUUUACAUGAAAAUAUAGAGACAUCAAAUGAGUACAGUACUUCAUUAUUAUCAGAGAAACCUCCUGUCAGUAAUUAUGUUUUCUCAUCACCAAGUCCCAGAAUUUGUUCCGAAAGAUCAUUCUUUUCUCCAAGUAACAGUAAUAGUAGUGUGACUUCAAAAAGUUCAGAAGGCGUUCAUGUUCAUACUAAUUUAGCUAAGACUGUUACUUAUUCUUCAAGAUGUUAUAGUAUACAACAAGAGGAAAUUACUGAUUCACAGGUCUCAAUGGAAGAUGAAUAUGACUUGGCUUACAGAAGUAUUCUACCAGUAGAUGUCAGUGCUGGGGGAAAGACUUUAUCAGUUGCGAAAAAUGUUAGCGCUGCAUCAGACAUUAUAUCUGUUUUGCAAAUGACUUUUGAUAUAGAGCCAUAUAUGAUGGAAACCAUUCAUCUUCGAGCUGAAUGGGGUCGACGUUUUGUGUCUUUCUACAACUAUGACUUACAAAUUUUAGAUGUUGAACAAGAUGGCCAGAUUAUUGGAACUGUUUGUGCAUUAAUCCAAGCAAAGGAAUCAAAUGAAAAAUCUAAAAGAUAUAGCAAAGUUCCCAUUAAAAUGUAUCGAACUCAAAUUACAUUUAGGUUUAAUCUUUGUAAAGGAAUUUAUUCCACAUUAAACAUUGAUGAUUUGUCAGAAGUACAAGAGAGAAAUCCGUGUGAUUUUGAAUGGAAAUCUGGUAAUAAAGAAUGCAACCUCAUAAGGAGGAAAGCUAUCAUUCCCAAGUCAUUUUUUAGAAGUGUACACAUGUUGUCCAAUGAAUGUCUUUUUAAGGGAAGAUCCAAGAAAAUUUUGAUGGCAUCUCAUCACAGUCAUUCCUCAGCAAUUAUACUUUAAGUUAGAGUAUUAAUUAUAAAUCAUAAUUCACAUCGAAUUAAUGUUAAUGCAGUUUAUAUUUUGUUUGUUUUAUUGUUGAAUUUUUUUCUAUAAAAAAAAAAGAAUUCAGCACCUCCCAGUGCCUUGUGGAAAAUCCAGGAUAUAGUUGAAUUUCUCAUAUCAUAGUAUUGAAACAAUCCGCAAGGAAGUGCCUAGUGCCUUCAUGUUUGUGGAAAUUCAAAAAUAAUUUGACUCAUUGUGUUUGUUUUGUUAUGUUAUUAAAAAAAAAGAGUUCAACAUU